This is a messenger RNA of Cercocebus atys (sooty mangabey), 11499 nucleotides long. It is a transcript of the gene AMELX, whose product is annotated as amelogenin, X-linked. NCBI's taxonomy places the organism in Eukaryota, Metazoa, Chordata, Mammalia, Primates, Cercopithecidae. The record is from RefSeq and is a predicted model, not a curated record. The transcript is spliced from 5 exons. The coding region runs from base 5780 to 6364 and encodes 194 amino acids. Gene Ontology annotation, biological process: multicellular organism development.
UUCUCCUGUGUGCAUUUAGUGCUAUAAAUUUCCCUGAUGUAACUUUUUUUUUUUUUUUUACAGGGUUGAAAUCCAGAAGCUAGAAGAUAUUGCAGGUAUGUUUUAGGAGCUAUUUGUAGUUUAUGAAAAUUGUUUUCAAUCAUACAACUGUUACAGUAGGCUGUACGAAGUAGUGGACAAGACUGUCUUAAAUGCCUUCUUCUCAUAUAUAGCAUUUAACAUAAUCUGUUUGAUAAAUUUUUCUUACCUACCUUUUCGAUGUUGAUGUGGAAUGUGAGAAUUCUUCUAAUAAUGGGGAAGGGAGAGGGAUGGCUUUUCUUUCAUACACGUGGAAAUUUAAUUGUUUGGGGGGAUAUUAGAGGACACUGGAGGAGAAACAGCUCUAUUCGUUUCUUUUAGUGUACACACAUUAAGUCAUACAUCAGUUUUUUUAGCUUUUAUUUUAGGUUUGGGGGUACAUGUGCAGGUUUAUUAUAAAGAUAAAUUGCAAGUCACAGGGGUUUGGUAUACAGAUUAUUUUGUUACUUAGGUUAUAGCAUAAUACCAGAUGAGUGGUUUUCAAUCCUUACCCUCCUCCUACCCUCCACCCUGAAGUAGGCCCAGUUGUCUGUUGUUCCCUUCUUCCUGUCCGUAUGUACUCAGAGUUUUUAAUAUGAGUUUUUCAUGUUUCUAAUUUAGCUAUUCUAUUGUCACAGCUUUCUGAUUUUUGUUUUCUUUAAAGUACCAGAAAAAAAUUGAAUUCUCUAAAAUGAUUAUUUUCUAUUAUUAUUCCAGUAAUAAACUGUGUAGUAGAAAAGAAAAGACAACUUUCCUACCCAGUGAGAAACAUCUAAUUAAUUGGAUCCAAAACCCCAUAAAUUUUAUACUGCCAUGUGAAAUAUUAGUUGUACUGUUAUAGGACCAUUUUUUCAAAAAAGUUUGAGAAAAUUUCUGUAGAGACCAUGAAGACAAUACUUAUUUUUAAAAAGCUCAAUUCAGUUUUCAGCUCUUCUAUAGCGAUGAUUCAUACAAGCAGUAUAUUUGGAAAGCUUUGCUCUGCUUGGUGGUGACAAAGUGCUUGUUUUGUGAGCUGCCUGAUACAUCGACCACUAUAGAUGGAUACUGUGUGUAAGAAAUAUUUGAAUUAUGGUGCAGAUCUUUUAUGACUGCUGAAAACUAUUCUUAGCAAUUGAUGGUAGAUCUCUGAUGUGAAACUAUGUUUAGGAAAGCAUUCCUUGCAGUAUGACAGUCUUCUGAAACACAGCACUAUGGAUAAAAAUGUCAUAUAAAAAGCUCCCAGAAAAUACUUCAAACGUGUUUUUAAAUGUAUUUCUUUAUCUACUUAAACCUAAAUUUUUAUACCCAUGGACAUUGCUUCUUUUAUUAAAAUACAGUUAAUAGCAUCAAUCACUAGAUUGCUUAAAAAUACUUUCCUUAUUGUGUAUUAAGCUAUGUCUACCCUUUUGAUGGUCUUAUUUUUAUGUGCUUUACUUAAUGAGUUGUGACAGUAUUUCAUGGAAACAUGUCCUUUGAAUUGUAGGACAUUUUAUAAAUGUAGAAAUUAAAGUCUGUUUGUUACCCUUUCUGCAUAUUUAAAAAAUAUAAACUGUUUUAACUAUUUGCUUUUUUUCAUCAUCUGUCAAUUAAGUGAUUUGCUGUUAUGCCAAUUGGAAUUGGAAAACUAUUAUUAAUACCUGAAAGGUUUUACAGAAAAUAAGUGAGUAAAUCUUACUUUUUUGAAAUGAUCUUUCCAUUUUACAUUUUAAAUAUCCUUCUGAUAUUGCUGAACCAUCAUGUCCCAUAUUGUUUUCAAUAUAUGCAAAUAAACUACUUUUCAACAUUAACUUUUAAUGUAUUUUCAUUUACUAUCUAGCUGAAAUUAAAAAGGGUAUUGCUGCAAAGAGAAAAAGGAUUGAAAGGGUUGCAAAAGCUUGCAACGAAACAAAGAACAAAAUUAAACACAUUUUGAGAACAAUACAACUAAAAAUGUAUGAUUGUUGGCUUUUUUGAAUAAUGAUAUUUCUAUCAUUUCUUUGUAUUCGUUAGUGCAGAAUUUCAAAAACUAUCCUGUACAUAUUGGCGUCUGCAGUGAACAACAUGUUUUACUUGACUGUUCCCUAAGCAGGUAAGUUUCUUUUGUUUUAUAACCUAAGUUUAAGAGAAUUGAGGUAUAUUACCUAGAAAGUCAAUGAAGAUGACCUCUUUUUGCCUUCCAGAUAAAAAUAGUCUUCCUGUAAAAUUAAUUUUUAUCAAUUUCUAGAAAUACAGUAGCUGCAUGUAAGAUAAAUGUCUUCAACUUUUAGUCUGUAGAUCCUUAACAAUAUUAAGUUAUGUAGAAAGGGACAACCUUAUGUUGUAAAUAAGUUAUCUAUUUUAAUUAAAUUGUUUUCACUAUCCCUUUUAGAAAAUCAUCAUUGUGCCAAAGUGGAGAAAUAGUUAAGUGAAGUAUUUCUUUUGGGAAAUCUUACGGUAUGAAUGGCUACGAUAUUCUUGAACCUACUUAUGAGAACCCAUAUGUUAUUUAGGAAAUGAAAAGUAAACUGCUGUUAGAGAAAAUGAUUGUUUCUGGGAAAUUUACAGUGCUGUAAACCCUCCUUUGUCUUCAGCAUGUAAAGAAUGUAAGAGAGCUGCUCUACUAGUCAGUUAGGAAGGAACCCUUUCAGAAUGAGAGUAACUCAUUUCACCUUUUCCCAAAAAGAAGAUUUCAGCUGCUAUUAUUCCCUUGCUACUUUAUAGUAUAAAUUAUGUCAAGUCAGUUUUGGUUUGAAUAGGGUUAAUUUUUCAUCUCUCUAUGACAUAUGACCGUGUUACGUAUUAUGUGUUACAGGCAGAAACAUAGUUAUGGAUGUUCUCUGAAGUUGCUGAAUGUCCUUGAAGAAUACAUCACAGGUGAGCAGAAAGAUGAAGAAGAAAGGAAGAGAAGAACUAAUUGUUGGUAUCCAGCUUAGCUUUAUGAUUAACCUAUUGUAACAAUGUCUCAGGUAGUAAUAGUUCAUGCAGAAAUCCAGCAAAGGAGGAGGACAGCAUGAGCCCAGAGAGGGGGGCCUGUUAGUGGACUCAUGGACUAGGGGAAUAUAAUUGCCAUGCAGCAUUAGGGGUCCAACUGAGGUCAGCGUCAUAGGGAUUAAGAAGUUAAAGUCAGCCCAGAUGGCAUAUUUGUGCAAGAGCAACUUUAGUGCUGGAAUUUCCUGGGUUGGGGUGUAGCCGAGCACAUUGAUAGAGGGAGAGUUGGUUGGGCAGGGCAUAUAUAUGGGAGGGCGGGGGUUAUGAUGACUGGCUGUGGAAUUUCAGCUGGGACUGAGUUACCUGAGCACAUGGGGGUGGGGUAUUGGGCAGUGAAAAGUGCUCCAUCCAUUGGGUGUUGGGUCCCUACAGAUUCCUGAGCUGUAGUACUGAAGUGAGUGACCUACAGUGACAGGGAGGUAGUGGCUGUGUAUGUUGGGAAGAUGGAGAAAUAGCUGAGUGGAGUGAUCAGGGCCUGGGACUCUGCAGCCACAUUGCUUGGGAUCCAACUUCAGUUUGACCAUCGCUAGCUCAGAAACAUGGGCAAAUUAUUUAUCUCUGUGCCUCAGUUGCCUUAUCUACGAAAGGAGACAUGGUAAGAGUACCUACCUCAGAGUUGUUUGAAGGACGAAAAGGUUCUUAUGUAAUGGGUUUAUUUAAAUUUUUUAGGAUGCGAUCUCACCCAUGGUUGCUCUUUAUCGUUGCUAUUAUUGCUAUUAUUAAUAUUACGGGAGAUGUUGCAGUCACUGGGAAUGACAAAAUCUAGGGGAUGACUGUGUGUGCCACGUAGAGGAGAGGAGAACACUGUUGUUGGAGAUUAGGUCAAGGUGCAGAAAGGCCAUCAUUAUUGGAAGGUUCAUCUAUGUGCAUAUUGAAAUGACCAAGUGUUUAAAAUCUUAGUAACAAAAGAAUAUUUCUUAGUUAAUUCUUCUAUAGAUCUUACCUAUCUGUGGUCAACAAAUUAUAAGAAGGGUCAACAAACACUCUUUAUUUGAAAUCAAGAAUUAGGACAUACAUGUUGAAUAUGUAUAAGAAGGAAUAUUCUUUACCCCAUGACUGAUGAAAAAGAUUAUGUUGUUUUAGCAUAUGAGUGUUGAACACAAUUGUUUAAAAUUGGUCAUAAAUGUUGUCUAAAAGAAAGUGUUCAGAAGUAUUGAUUUAAAGAGUAUCUAUUUAAAGCUAAUACAGAAUUAUGUUUUUUAAGUAUUAAAAUUUACCCAAUUUUAAUCACUUUUUAGUUUUGUGCCUCUGGAGAAUAUUUCAAGAGCAACAGAAGAGGUGACAACAAGAUGGGAAAGGAACUGAAAGAGAUUGAGCCGCCAUGUGAGCAAUUCACAAAGAAACCGGAUUGGUUGUUAUAGAUGCCAUGAAUGAUAUAAAUUGAGCUCGUAGUUGGAAGAAAUCUAAAGGAUCAAGCAUCCCUGAGUUUCAAACAGAAACUUGCACUGAAUACAUUCAAAGGUAUGUGGAUUUUAUUUAUAAUUUGAUAUCCUUUUUAUUGUGCUUAUUUCUUUCUCUGAAUUUCUUUUAAAAGAUACAAAUGUAUUCUACAUUUCUAAUACUAUAUGCCAUCAAUAGUUACUUUUUAGUUGGCCCAUAAUUAAAUUAGACUCUGAUUACCGAAAUGAUUUUUUUUUUUUAACUUUAUAAUGCAACAAAGUGCUUGUUUAAUUCCAAAGCUCUUUCUUGGGCCACAUUUCACAGUAAAAUAUUUAUUUUAGUUAAUUAUCACUUAAAGUAAAAAUAAUACUUUCACAGGCUGUGAUCUACUACUUUGAAAAGCUUUUUAUUUAAUUACAUAAAAUAGAACCAUCAAUGAAGUGAUUUUUCUCAUUAACCCAGACAAACAAAGAAAAAACAACAAAUUUAGGAGUUAGAAAAUCAGUGUACUUUUCAUAGGCAGCAUAAUUACAUGUAAUAUUCACUUCCUAUACAAAAUUUAAGGUCUUUCUUCUGACAGUUUUCCAAGUUAGUCAAUAAUUUGUGCCACAAAUCAAUGUGCACAUUUUAGAAUGACCUGUUUUGAUUAAUGUCCCAAGAGUCUUAUUUAUAGAAUAAUUACAGAGAAACAUCAAACAAAACGAAGAUUCCAUUGAAAGAAAAUGAAACCUCUGAGGCAGAAAGUAUUCAAAAUUCAUUGAAAAAUCACAUAAAAUUAGUACUAUCCUCUCCUGUUAGUUCAGCCACAUCUUUUGCUCCACAAUCUGGAGCUCAGAUAUGUUACUGGAGGGUCUUGCCUGAAGUUCUAUAGAUAGGAACUUCUGGAACUAAAAUCUACUAUCUUGGAAAAUUAACAUAUUUUCUCAAAUGAUUAGUCCUUGCUUUUAACAGUAGCAGUACCCAGGUAGACUGUGCAGGAGACAUUUCUGUGCCUCCUUGUUCUAAAAUUAUAAAAUACUGUGCACUUUGAUGAUCUUCCCAACCUUUAGAGCCAACUUUAUUCUGUUAAUCAUUAAUUAUAAAUAUCAUUUAGCUUCUAUGACUAUGGGCUGUAUGGGCAUAGGAAAAUGGCAUGCAAAGUCAUAUGAGGAUAGAUCAUUCAUGUCCCUGUAACUUGUUCAGCCCUCAACCUAAAUUAAAUGCAUCUUUGUCACUAUUGUGACUCUACAAACAAUGAAACAGGCUGAGAGCUGGAAAUCACAUAUGACUGAAGUAAAUUCACAAAGAAUGGCUCCAUCCUUCUUACUAGCAAUAGACUAAUGUAGAUUACAUGUGUUUUAUGGAGCAUUCAUUACAUCCAUGUUUCAGAAGAGAUAAGAAAAGUGGAUGUUGAUUUACAUUUCAGAACCAUCAAGAAAUGGGGACCUGGAUUUUAUUUGCCUGCCUCCUGGGAGCAGCUUUUGCCAUGCCUCUACCACCUCAUCCUGGGCACCCUGGUUAUAUCAACUUCAGCUAUGAGGUGCUUACCCCUUUGAAGUGGUACCAGAGCAUAAGGCCACCGUACCCUUCCUAUGGUUACGAGCCCAUGGGUGGAUGGCUGCACCACCAAAUCAUCCCCGUGCUGUCCCAACAGCACCCCCCGACUCACACCCUGCAGCCUCAUCACCACAUCCCAGUGGUGCCAGCUCAGCAGCCCGUGCUCCCCCAGCAACCAAUGAUGCCCGUUCCUGGCCAACACUCCAUGACUCCAACCCAACACCACCAGCCAAACCUCCCUCCGCCCGCCCAGCAGCCCUACCAGCCCCAGCCUGUUCAGCCACAGCCUCACCAGCCCAUGCAGCCCCAGCCACCUGUGCACCCCAUGCAGCCCCUGCCGCCACAGCCACCUCUGCCUCCGAUGUUCCCCAUGCAGCCCCUGCCUCCCAUGCUUCCUGAUCUGACUCUGGAAGCUUGGCCAUCAACGGACAAGACCAAGCGGGAGGAAGUGGUGAGUAUAUUUUGAAGCCACUACAAUGCAAAUCCUGUUAAAAUGGUGCAGCAAAAUAGGUCCCAGAGUUCUAAGGUCUCUGACAACCAAGGGUCUAGAGUUGUAGUAGUUACAAGUCUAUAAUUCUAUUAGUCCAAGCAAUAUGCUAUACCUUUAUAUUAAAAACAAAUUCAUCUAAAUGGCUUGGUAAUUAAGAUCACAGUUUUUAUGGUAGGUUUCAAUUUUACUAUUACUGAAUUUCUACCAGAAUAUAUAUUACCAAAACCCAUUAAUAGAAAUAUAUAUUACUAAACCCCAUGAAUGUUAAAGGCAACAGUAUAAGGGAAUAUCAGUUUUCCUUAUAUUUCAAGGUUUGACUAGCAAGAAUAGGCUAGAGUUGCACUGAAGGCUUAAGAAAAGAGGGAGCAGGUAAUUUUGAGAGUGCAAAUAUCUGAACAGGUUACAAAAGGUAGACAGGAAAUCUCUUCAAAAACCUACAGGAAGAUUCCCCAUUUCCAGUAGUUUUCAAUCUAACUUGGAGGAGGCUAAACUAAACAUACUGUUAGAUUCCUUUUCUGUACUGGGAUUCUACAGAUGAUUAAGCUUUUAGCAAGAAGUUACUGCAAUUUAGCACGAAAUCUUCCAUUACAGGUAGCUCUUACAAAUGAAUGGGAAUAGUCAACAAAACAACCUUAAUCUACCUCCAUAAAGUCUUACUUCUAUGUAUACGAGAUUAUGUGAUCCUAUCAUGUAUAUGUAUCCAACUGUAAUUCCAAUUUAUACAUGUUAUUGAUGAUUUGCCACUGAGAAGAGAGAAGUGAGGUGGAAAUGACCAGGAUAAGAAGCUAGGACACAAAGGUUCCAGUUGUGGCUUUGCCCUCAAAGAGAAGGCAGUAUUGUGAAAGUCACUUCAAAUGUAUGGGUGUUUUAUUUUCUUUUAAAUGGGGGAAAAUGACAAAAUCAGAUUAUUUUCAAGCCUCUAUCCAAUUAUAAAUAUCAUAGUUUCUGAAUUUAAAAAAUCAUAAUAUAUGUCAUAAAUGGCUUCAUAAUUGUGAGCAUGUUUAUGGAAAAUAUGGGGCAGAAUUUUUUGAAAAUUGAUUGAAUCCCAAGUAAUCUGGCGCCUAUCAUUGACUAUUUUAGUCUAAGGCACAUGUUUUCUCUGUACAUAGAAAAUGCAUUUAUUUAUCUCUUUAUUAAUAAUUAACACCAUGAAGUUUAUAAUGUGCUCACAUCUUGACAAAGCUAUUUAUGGAAAGGUGACUUUGGGAAGACAGUUUGAACUCUUUAAAACUCAGUUUCUUUUUGUGUAAAAUUUGAGUAUAAACAUUGAUAGCUUCUUAGAGUUAAUUUUAUGGAAAACAAAAUAGCAUGAUAAGCUUGGAGCCUGGCAUGCAAGAAGUACUCCCCGAAAAGGUAGCAAUUGUUAUUUUAUUAUAAAAUAAUAGGCUUUAAGUGUCCUGAAGGUGGAAGCAGUCCUCAUGGACACCUAAUAUCUAAUGACAACGAAAUAACAAAGAAACUUUGGAAAUUAUAGAGUUCAGCUUAAAUGGUUGUACAUUGUUUUGACAAAACUGAAGCCAGACAUGUUAUAGUAAAUGGUACUCACUAGGAACAUUUGUAAAUUAUUUUAACUGUUCUUUUGCUAUUUUUUUCAGGAUUAAAAGAUCAGAAUAUGAGAGGGGAAUGAAUACUUCAGUUGCUUUCAGGAAUGACACAAGAACACAAUGAUUUUUGCUUAUAAUCACUUUACUUAGCAAAUUCUGUAACUAAAAAAGUACCAUUAGCAGACAAUAAAAUGCAUUAAAAAUCAUUCAUGUCUUUGUGUUGAAUGAAACUUAAAUUUUCCUAUCAUUUGAGACGAUACAUUAUGAAUGAGUAUUCUUGAAUAAGGUAGGAACUGCUCAUUUAGUCAUACAAAUUCACCAUUUGGCAAGCAAAUAAGGAAUAUAUUUAUUUUUAGAGAAAAUUUAAAUUAUACUAUCUCAAAUCUUUUUUAAAAAAUGAAGUUUAAACAUCAGUUAAAACAGUUGAUAAAAUGAAAAUUUAUGAACAUGUACAAUAACUAAAACCUGAACCAAAUGAAGGGAAGUUUAUAUGAAAAAUUCUUUACAUUAAAAAAUAUAAACUUUUGAAGAAUGUUUAUAUUAUGAAACAAAUUAGGACAUGGAACACUGGCUUUAUACUUCACACCACAUUGGCAAUCGAAAUCUGGUCUUUUGAUCUCACUCUAUGGAAAAAGAUUUUUAAAUGAAAUUAUGUGAUAUGCAUAAUAAUGUACUGAAUUUAAAGUUAUUCAAGUAAUUUGUUUUCCCCAAAAAAUGUUAUCAAUGGAGCUUCAAAUCGAGAAUUGCAGUGAUUUUAAAUACAAGUAAUUUCUUUCACCUCAUAACUUUAAGAUGAUAAAUUGUACUGCAUAGUCUUCAAAAUGUUAACAAAUGCAUAAAAUGGACUCAAAACAAGUUUUCUUUCCCACUCAUAUUUAUAUUUGAAUCCUUUUUUCUUCUUACACCCACACAGAAUUGUAAACAGUCUUUGCAGGGUUUAUAUUGCACAAACCCAUGGUAACUUUAUUCCAGUACCUUUAUGAUUAAGGUCACUUAAUCAUUUUCUGGAAUGAAUAAACAUAACUUUACUGGGAGGGUGUCAAUAUUCAAACAAAUAACUUGAUUUUAAAGAAUUUAGAUUCAAUUUUUUAAAGGUAGAAAAGCUUAAUCAAUUGGUAUGGACCACUUCUAAUCAAUUGAGUCAAUAUUUAUUAAGCACACUGUAGGGCAAGGCACUAUUCCAUGUGCUGGUGAAAAUAGUAAGGCCCCAUCCUUAAGGAAUCUAGAAUCUACCAAAGGGAUAAAAUAAGCCCACAAAUAACGAUUAAAAAGUCCAAAUGGUAUUAAUACUAUGACAGAAGUACAGUCAAAAUACUCUGGCAAACAUGGCAAAUAUCCUUGGCUAGCUGUCCAACAGCUUUCCUCACCACUCCUUUCCUGUUGGCAGAGCUGGAAUCUAUCCCAGCAUUCAGCCACAGUUUCCAAAUCAAAAUUCAGAUAUGCAGUGUGAUAAUACAGUGGAAUGUUUCAAACCAGAGACAUGCAUUAACUGGUAAUUAUACUCUAUACUUGCACUGUCAAAUAUGGUAGCCCUGUCCUAUGUGGCUAUUUAAAUGUAAAUAAAUUAAAAUUAAAUAAAAUUCAAUUCCUUAGUCAUAGUAGACACAUUUUAAGUGCUAAGUAGUCACAUGAGGCUAAUGGCUACCAUACUGGACAACACAGAUACAGAAUAUUUCCAUCACCACUCAGUUUUAUCAGACAGCAUUGCUCUAUGUACUACUUCUUGAAGUUGAAAAAUAAUUCUUAUUAAUUCAAAUAUUUUAAACAAAAGAUGAAACAAAACAGAUUUGCUGGUUGAAACUGAAAAUCUCAACUACCCACAGCAAGUUGUUCCCCAAGCAUGCCAGUAAUCCUGAUCUUGUAUGAGAAUUUUCUAAGAACUGUAGAUGUGCCAUUCUUUUCCUCAGGCCAAACUUCACAUACUAAAAUGGUUUCCCCUCUAGUUUUCAUUUAGAACAGAUAAAUCCAGAGUUCAGGUGUAUCCAGACUUCAGAAGAUAUUUACAUUCUUUUCUAUUUUGUGGUUCAAACUAAUAGUGCAACAUAACAUAGAGGCAGGCACACAUUCAUGUUACACACACUCACACACCCAUAAUCACGCAUGCCUUCUGGGUUUACCUGUAGUAAAAAGACACAUGUGGAGAUAUGUGCCAUUUGAGUAACUUGAAAUUUUAAAUAAAACUUCUUUCCAUUACAAUCAUUUAGAGAAUGAUUAUGUGGUUAUGGUAUUCAUUAUCACCACCAAGACAUACUACAGUUCUUCCAAAACAAAAAUUAUAUCAAGAAAAAAAUGAUCAAGCUGUGCAUUUCAUUUGCAAGCAAUGUCAAGUUUACCAUCUCCUUUCUCAAUUCCACACAAAAUAAAAAUACAGACUUUUCUCUAAAUCUGAAGUUCUUCCUUUGGUAGUAAACAAUAGCUGAAACUACCAAAAUUGAGUUUAAGGCCAAGACUUUUAAAAAGAAAAUAAAUUAGUAGACAACUGUAUUAAUUGAGAAAAAAUAACCCAAGAGAUCCUGCUAUGAACAGCUUAACAUGAGACUAACAAGAGAAAAAUGACUUCAACCAAUUUCCUACAUUUCCAGAACACAGUGGCAUUUAUUAGUACUCCACAUUGCUUUAAUAAAAUAGUCAUCAGCUUAUGUCUGUUGUGAAAUUCUUGUUAGCUGGAGUUUUUACUUAUUUUUGCGAUUUGGCUUUCAAUUCCUUUUGCCCCUAUUUGAUCUGGAGCCUUAUCAGCAAGGGCCAUAGGCUGACAUUUAGAUAUUAAAAAAUACAUCCCUGUUGGGAAAAGUCCAUGCUGGCCUCAUUUGAAACACCUGACUCUUCCAGAUGAUAAAUAAUUAUGGAGGAAUAAGAUUGGGCUGGGAGUCGUGAGGAGUUGAAGAGAGAAGAAAGGAGCGAUCAUUUGGGUUCAAAACAUUUACCUCAAUAAAUCACACUUGAAUCCUCUAUCACAAAAUCUAAAUCAAUAAAGCCUAUUUGCAAAUAUCAUUGUCCUACGGUCAACAAAAAACACCAUAGCACCCAGAAUUCACUUUACUGUUAAUUUAAAAAAUGAACAAUACUAAAAUCUCAAUUCCUUCGAACAGCCAAAUUUUGUUUGCCUCUCCAAAUAAUUUUCCAUGCUUCAUAUUUGGCCAUGGAACAUGCAGGCUCUGGGAGUGUCAGUUUAGUGUCUACAGAAGCACAAAGAUGGCUUUCCAGUGUGGUGGUAGGGGGUGCAGCCUCCAUAACCAAACCAUUUGAUUCACAAUCAUGACCACUGCCUAUCUGCUGUGGAAACUUGGACAAUUUUUUUGGCCUCUCUAUGGCUCAGUACACCCGUCUAUAAAAUGUACUAAUAUCAUGCUCUGAGUCUUUUCAUGUUAAUGAGUCCUAAGCUCAAUAAAUGUUGGCUACAAUUCUUAUGAUGAGAAAGAGAACUUUGUCCUGCCUCUGUAGACUCCCAAAGAGAACACUACCCAGUUGGAAGCAGGAGUGAUACAAAAUUUAGAUAUGACAUAGAAGUUUUUGAUGCCACAGGCACUGAAGUACAUCAUGUUUGUCUUUUUUUUUUUUUUUUUUUUU